Ilyonectria robusta is the source of this 1377-nucleotide messenger RNA. RefSeq names its product Eisosome component PIL1/LSP1. Gene Ontology annotation, molecular function: lipid binding. Lineage: Eukaryota; Fungi; Ascomycota; Sordariomycetes; Hypocreales; Nectriaceae. The transcript is spliced from 4 exons. The record is from RefSeq and is a predicted model, not a curated record. The coding region runs from base 310 to 1188 and encodes 292 amino acids. Gene Ontology annotation, biological process: endocytosis; negative regulation of protein kinase activity; eisosome assembly. Gene Ontology annotation, cellular component: eisosome filament; plasma membrane.
CUCCGAACCCAAGAUGGUCUGGAUGUUUAUGAUACCGGAAGCAGGGAAGAUGAGAUCGUGCACGUCAGUUCGAUUCGACGCAUCCACCUUUAACCUCUAUUAAAGCCAGCUUACCCCUGCGCGUGGGGUUGGGCGUUGUCAUCAACACCUUGUCACUGCAACCUUGCAACGUCAAAACUAUAACAACCCAGGAAGCUCCCUCAAAGGAUUCUCCAUACCAGAUCCCUGCCGAUCUAUUCGUCAAUUGGCACUCCUCCAGAUCUCAGCUACCUACCUAUCAGGGUGCGCUUCAACGCUUCCGACGCCGACAUGAACCGCGCUCUCUCCAUCCGCUCCAACAGAGCCAACAAGUCCUCUGGGUCUACGGGCUCGAGCACCAGGCGAGGGUUCUCCUUCAACUCCCUCCGAGGCACCGUCCAACCCGAGUUAUCUAAAAAGCUGUUCCGCCUCAUCAAGUCGGAGAACAACCUCAUCGGGGCCCACGAGACGGCAGGCCGUGAGCGCGUUGCCAUUGCGACUCAGCUGUCAGAAUGGGGCGAACAAACUGGAGAUGAUAGUAUCAGCGACAUCUCGGACAAGGUGGGCGUCGUCCUGAGCGAGAUGGGAGAGCAGGAAGACACCUACGCGCAUGCAUUGGACGACUCCCGCGCGAUUCUAAAGACCAUCCGAAACACAGAGAAGAGUGUGCAGCCUAGUAGGGACGGAAAGAGCAAAAUUGCGGACGAGAUUCAACGCAUCAAGAUGAAGGAACCGGAGAGUGCCAAGUUGGUAGUUCUGGAGCAGGAACUAGUACGGGCCGAGGCUGAGAACUUGGUGGCAGAGGCCCAACUCUCCAAUAUUACUCGCCAGAAGCUCAAGGAGGCCUACGCAGCAGAGUUCGCCGCCACCAUCGAGCGGGCGGAGAAACAAAUCAUCCUCGCCAAGCAUGGACGCCGGCUCUUGGACCUCUUGGACGACACUCCCGUUGUCCCAGGAGAUUCACGGCCAGUGUAUGAGCACUCUGCCCAGGCUCGCCAGGUUCUCAACGACUGCGAGGACGACCUAAAGGAAUGGCAGCCUGAAGCAGAUGUCUACAAGACACCAGUUGAAAGUCGGUCGCCGAGUCUCAAGGGCAAAGAAAAGGAGACGUCUGUGGUUGACGAGACAGAGCCAGUGCAUACCGAUUCGAAACCUGAGACUGCGGUUUAAAGGGUAGGGAUAUGCUAUGCCUGACUUUGCGGUACAUUGGUGGGAGAGCUGAUGGGUUUACUACGGUUGAUGGUGUUUAUUCCUUGGCCUGACCGGGGGUUCUUUGCGAUUGCUUUCUGGCGCUGUUGUACUAUAUCCUAUUGAGUGACUGGUUAUAUCGUUAGUUUCCACUGCGUCCUUCUUACUCGG